Molecule: messenger RNA, 8425 nt
Organism: Caenorhabditis angaria
Lineage: Eukaryota; Metazoa; Nematoda; Chromadorea; Rhabditida; Rhabditidae
Source: the annotation of a GenBank genome assembly
AUGGGUAAUAUAAACUCGCUGUUCACAACGAAUCCCUCCGAAAUUCUACCAGUCGAAGCGUAUUUAUCGGAUUUAUGUGAAACUGCAGAAAAUCUCGGUUCCACGAGAUUUAUGAAAGUUGCCAAGGGAAAAACCAGCGAAGGAAUAUUUGUAUAUAAAGUUUUUGUGCGACAAGACAAUUCGAGUCUAAAUCCAUAUCCAGAAAAGCUGAUAGAAAUUCGAAAUUCGCUGGCGAAAUCUCCAAAUUGUUGCGCGGUCAAAAAAGUUGUUAUAAAACAAAAAUGUGCGGUGGUUUUGAGGACGUAUCAGAAAAAUACGCUUUUCGAUCGAAUGAGCACACGGCCUUUUGUGAUUCAGGCCGAGAAAAUCUGGUAUAUCUAUCAGUUAUUCAAGGUAUUCAUUGAAAUCUCAUUUGUAAAUUUCCACGUAGUUCUCGAGGAGAAGUGAGCAAUUUUCCAUACCGAAAAUUGGUAUGGAAAAUGUAACUCGUUCGCGAGAACUACACAUUUUGGUAUGGAAAAUCGAAAGAAACUCCGGAAAAAAAACUGAAAACAGAUGAUUUUUCCAGGGUCUAGCACAAUGCGAAGCUGCAAAUGUUUGUCACGGCGAUUUGAAAUCGCAAAACAUCCUAAUUUCUUCAAGCAAUUGGCUACAAAUCACCGAUUUUGCGCCCUUCAAACCCACGUUUUUGCCCAAAGAAAAUCCAUCGAGUUACACGUUUUUCUUCGAUACAAGCAGACGACAAAGUUGUUAUAUUGCACCUGAAAGAUUUCUGAAUACCAAUGAAUAUGAGAUUUGUCAGAAUGGUGGAAAAUUGUUUGGUGGAUUGAAGAGUAGCAUGGAUAUGUUUAGUGCUGGUGAGAUUUUGUGGGAAUUUUUGAAUUGGGCCCGAAAUUUUGAUGAGAAAUGUGCCAAGAAAUGAAUUUUAUACGUUUUUCUGUUAAAACGUGACAUUCCACGUAUUUCAGUUUGCGAAAAAUGCGGAAUUUUCAAAUUCUCUCUCAUUUUCUAUUUAAAAAAGGAGUGAAUUCAGUGAGUUUCUUUUAUUUUUCCACACCUAUAUUUGUAGUUCUCGCGAAUAAGCAUAUUUUUCCAGCCCACUUUUGGGUUGGAAAAAUUUUUCCAACCCAAAAGUGGGCUGGAGAAAUAUGCUUCUCCGCGAGAACUACAUUUUUCAGUGUGGAAAAAAUCACUCUGCUUCUCUGGCAAAUUUUCCUAACCAAAUUUUGGUAUGGAAAAAUAUGCUUCUCCGCGAGAACUACAAUUUUUGGUGUUGAAAAUUGCCUCCAAUCGAUUGAUUUCUUUGCAGGUUGCAUUGUUUACGAACUUCUCUGCGAUGGUCGUGCUCCAUUCACCUACAGUACUUUAUGCGAAUAUCAAUCAAUGUCAAAUUCCGAAGCCAACAAUCAUUUGGCUCGUCUCCAACAAGACAUUCCUCCACAAUUUCGCGCACUUCUCAAACUUCUUCUAACUCGCGAACCAACUCUGCGUCUCUCUGCAAAUGCCGUGCUCUCUGGAGCUGCUUUUAGUUUUCCACCGAUUCUUGAAAAUUUCCUAUUCAAAUAUCUCGAUUUGUUCCGACCUUUGUAUCAUGGAGAAUUCAAGAAUUCUGCGAAUUCCAAUAAAUCUGAUUCAGAUUUCAGUCAACCUUUGGAUUUUUCAUAUAUGGAACCGGAUGAUGUUAUUGCAAAAUUGAAAAAGGAGAAAAAUCUAUGGCUAUCAAAAAUAUCUGAAAAUCCAGACAAUCAGAAGUUUGGAGUAUUAUUUGUCUCCCUAAUAACCUCAAAUUUGCGUGGACUUCGAACAAUUCAAUCAAAAACUGAUGCAAUGGAUUUGCUAGUCGAAUUAGGAGCCAUUUCUGAGUCUUCCAUUUCAAUCGAUCGAAUUUUGCCAUAUUUUGUACAUUUUAUGAAUGACGCAGAAACCCAAGUGCGCUCUAUGGCAAUUCGACUUAGCGCUGAUCUUUUGGAGUCGGUUCAACCUAUGACGUAUGAGGAGAGCUUGCUUUUUGUGGAUUAUUUGUUUCCGGAGAUUGUAAGUGGCAUUUUUAGCCCUUUUUCAUCAAUUUUUCAUUUUAGAGCUCAUUAAUGACUGAUGAUUGUCCACAACACGUUUUAUUCUCAAUUGCCUUGUCUUUGGGAAGCCUAGCCGAUUCGGCCUAUCGAUUUUUGAAGGCUGGAAGAGAAAUUCGAAGUGGUAGUUAUGAUGAUGAAGUUUCGACGGCUGAAAAUUUGGAUACGAUUCAGCAAACUUAUUCUGGUAUGAAAUUCAACUAAAAUCAUGAUUUUCAAGCUAAAAAUCGUGAAAAAUGAUGAAUUGCCUUUUCUUUUUUCCAUACCAAAAUGUGUAGUUUUCGAGGAGAAGCGUUUUUUCCAAACGAAAAUUUGGGUUGGAAAAUUGCGCUUCUCCACGAGAACUACAAAUUUUAGUAUGGAAAAAGGGAACACUGAUUUCGGAAUCAAUUUUUUUUUCCGUAUAAACGCAAUUUUUGCUCAAAGGCUUGAAAUUAAGAGUUCUUCAAGAUUUCCAGAGAAAAAUAAUUCAUUCAUUCUUAUUUCAGACGAUUCGGCCGCCCUUCAUCAAGGAAUUUCGGCGAUUUUUUCGUCGUUGUGUAGUCGCGAUCCAAAUGUGAAACUGUGCCUGGUUGAACCGAAAUCGCUCAAAAAAUUGUGUCAAUUUUUCAAAGAUGUUGGAAGUGAGUUUUUUUGCUAAAAAUUCACCGAAAUUCCACAUUUUCUUGCAGAUGGCGACAAUUUGCUGACAUUCCUCAUCACAUUUCUCAACGCAAAAAUCGAAUGGCGUCUCCGAGCCGCCUUUUUCGACGCCCUCCUAAUUUCCGUUCAAAAUCGUAGUGUCGGCCUGGUUCCACUUCUACAACAAGGUUUGCAAGACAAUGAAGAAUAUGUGGUUUUGCGUGCACUUGGUUGUAUUCACAUUUUUAUCAUGAGAAAUGAUAUUUUGGAGAAACAAGAAAUUAAAGUGCUGCUAAAUGAGAUUGUUGUGUUUUUGGUGCAUCCAAAUGAAUGGAUAAGAUCAGCGGUUUGCGAUAUUUUGGUUGGAAUCAAUGAAAAAUGGCAUAUGGCUGAUGUUCAUGUUAAAGUUUUGCCACAAGUUACACCGUAUGUUAUGGAGUCGAAAAGGAAAUUGUUAAGCUUGCGAAGUAAAAUUGUUUUGAUGAGUGUUCUGAUUCCACCAAUCGAUCGAUCUACUUUCACAAAAAUGGCGGAACUUAGCUUGGAAAAUACCAAAACCCUGGUGGACACUUUGGAACUGCAUUAUGAGAAGAAUCGGCCGUUUGAAGUGGCGAAACACUGGUUUACAUCGAUUUUUCCGAAAGUUGAAAAUGAGAAGGAUUUGGAGGAGAGGAAGAGGCUUUUAGGUAGGUUUUUUUGUUUUCCACAAUAAAAUGUGUACAGUUCGUGAGGAGAAGCAAGAUUUUUCCAAACCAAAAUUUGGGCUGGAAAUUUUGUUGAAGACGCAGAGAAGCAGAGUAAUUUUUUCCAUACCAACUUUUUCCAACUGUUGGUAUGGAAAAAUCUCGCUUCUCAUCGAGAAUUACAAAUUUUGGUAUGGAAAAUAUAAUUUUUCAUUUCUGCAUUAAAUUUAUGAUUUUCAAGCCUAAAUUUCACUUUUUCAGCCACAAUUUUCCCAUUCCGCGGACUUUUGCUGAAAAUGGCGGAUACAAGAAACACUGCUGGAUUGGAGAGCUUUAUGACACGACAAAAUGGGACGAUUGAUUUGAGCAGCAAACAAUACACGAAAAUUCGCCAACGGAAAUUUGUAUAUGGGAAAAAUGAUGAAAAAGAGGAUAAGCUGACUAUCAAUUCGCCAACAAUUGUUUUGGGAGGUGUUUUGGAGGGUGAAAUUCCGCUGGAAGAGGAGAGAAUUAAUAAUACAGCGGGAGGAAAUACAAGUGAGUCUUUUUUGGGGGGAAAUAUGAAUUUUAGACCUGAAAUUGUUCAAAAAUCCAAUUUUUGCAGUGCGAAGCUCGAUUUUCGAACACCAAGUCAAUUCAAUGCUUGCUCAUAUGAAUGAAAUUCACCAGCGCAACGUUACGUCGAAACGCAGUGCAAUGAUUCAUUCGGCAGUUGGUGGAAGUGGAAUGUUUGGUCGACCGAAUAGCACGAUUAAAGGGACAAUUAUUACGCAUUUACACGAGCAUUCAGCGAAGAUUACGAAGUGAGUUUGGCUAGAAAUUGAUUGAAAAUUCGGAUUCAGCGCGAAAUUUUGAUCUAGACUGCAUUUUGUUUAUUUUCCAAACCAAAAUUUGGAGUUCUCGAGGAGAAGCGAGAAUUUUCCAUACCAAAAUUUCGGUUGGAAAAAUGUUGAAGGAAUUUUCCAACAUUUUGGUAUGGAAAAAUCUCGCUUCUCCUCGAGAACUACACAGUUUGGUAUGGAAAAUAAGCACAAUUCUGUCUUUAUCAAAAUUUCGCGCUGAAUCCGAAUUUUCAGGGAAAAAUUUAUGAUUUUCUAUCAUUUAGAAAUUAAUAACUACCAUAUUUUCAGACUUGCUGCAACUCGUUCCGCAGAAUCAUUUGCAAGUGGAAGCGCCGACGGAACAGUUCGAAUUUGGCGAACAAAAUCGGUUUUGGGUGAAGGUUACGGUGCAGUUCGAAGUGAAGACACGUGGAUUCCAUCGGAAAAUCGGCAAAAAGUCAAAUCGAUCGGCUGGAAUGAGAAUUAUUUGUGUGCGGCCACAGAAGACGGUGUAAUUCGAUGGGCUGAUGUUUCGAAUGGCGGUGCCAAGCUGCAAACGAUGCUCCGAAUUCCGGAAGACGAAGGACCGCCUGUUUUUAUGCAGACAAAUGGAGCGAUGACUUUUGUGCGAACACAUCACGGUGUACUGUAUGGGCUGGAUUUGAGAGUUGGACAAACUUCCGGUGGAUUGGGAAGACAUGAAGUUUGGAGAAGGAAAUUGAGAGAUGAUCAUGGAUUGGUGGGUUUUUUGCUAGAAUUUUCAGCGAAAUUUUGAAAAUUUCAGCAAAUUUCAAAUGCAUUAUGUUGUUGCUUUUGAAAUUCUCUACAAAAUCAUUUUUAUUUUGUAAAUUUUUGAAAACCUGAAAAUCGCUUCUAAAAUUGACAUUUUCCAUACCAAAAUUGGUAGUUCUCGAGAAGAAGCGAUUUUUCCUACCGAAUUUUCGGUAUGGAAAAAAUCACUCUGCUUCUCUGGCAAUUUUUCCAUACCAAAGUUGGGUUGGAAAAUUUUAUUGUGGGAACAUAGAUCGCAUCGCUCCCCCUGCAGGGGCCAUUAGGGUCUAUCACUGAGGUUCAAGUUUUGUAUGGAAGGCGCAAGCCUUCCAUGAAAAAAAAAAUUUUUGUUCUCAAAAAAAAAAUUUAAAAAUUUUGCAACACCAUUGCUCUUGGCAGGAAUCGAUCCAGCGACUUUCAGCGUUAUAAGCUCGAGCCCUAACCACUGCGCCAAGCUUCCACUUUUCUUCCCAUUCUUCUUUUUUAAAGAUAUGAUUGGUGAGAUGAGAGAUAGAAAAGAGAAGAGAUCAUCAGCUUGAAGAAAAUUUGCAUAUUUUCAGUCUGACAAUUGUCAAAAUAAUACUUGAACGAGUAAAAGUUGAAACAUGAAACUUGGCACACAUAAAAUUAAGCGUAUUCUGAAGGAUAUUGAACAAUAAAAUCGGAGGGGCAGACCCUAGAACUCAAGGUGCACACCCUGUCCACUGAAGAGGCCUUUUUUGGCUAGUUUAGGGGACCGGGUAUGCACCUCACUUCUGAGUCAUUAUUUCGUGUAGAACUUUUUAGAACUUUAUAGUAGAGGAAAUUUGCUAACUUUCCAUUCAAAAAUAUCCUAGAAAACCUUACUAAAAUGUCAUUUCCUUGAGGGGUGAAAAUGUGCAUUUUUUACAAAAAAAAUUUUUUUUUGAAAUUGAAGGAAAUUCAAGAUUUGAUUUUCGUUUGUUCUUCAAAUCAAACUACUGACUUAAUUUGAGCCACUGAACAACGUGGUGGCCUCAAAUACUACCAGAAACUUUUCCAAAACGAGUUACAGUAAUUGCCAAAAAGAUGGAUACUUUUGAUUUUUGCUAUUAACCACUUAACCUUUUUCAAAUCAGGCACAAAUUUUUUUGAGCUAUUUGGGUCUCUAGUGCAUACAAUUCUGAGAUAUUUUCUGAAACUUUUUUAGUGGUGGCCUUUCAGAUCAUUAAAGCUGAUUCUGAAAAUUUUCAGUUUUUCAAAACUAACUUGAAAACUUCAAUUUUGCCACAAAUAGUAGUUUACUCAGCCUAUGCCUUAAUAUAUAUAUAUAUUUCACCUAUUAAUUCCAACUCUGAUACUACAUUUUCAUUCAUUAUGAGUUCUAUUCCGAUAGUUCCAGUGAGACCAUCUAGAAAAAUUGUUAUGACCCAAAAAAUCGAUUUUCAUGGCAUAUUAUUAUUGGAUUUUCGAUAAAACACUUCAAUUUGAGCAUGCCUAAUCCUAAAUAUCAUUAUUGAAUCGAAACCCGAUGUAUUUUGUAUGAUUUUGACAUUGAUGGAAUUCGGAUGUUUCUCUCGAUCUUCGACUGGAGACCAUCGAGGAAAUCAAAAAUUGAUGGCCACCACGUUGUUCAGUGGCUCAAAUUAAGUCAGUAGUUUGAUUUGAAGAACAAACGAAAAUCAAAUCUUGAAUUCCUUCAAUUUCAAAAAAAAAAUUUUUUUGUAAAAAAUGCACAUUUUCACCCCUCAAGGAAAUGACAUUUUAGUAAGGUUUUCUAGAAUAUUUUUGAAUGGAAAGUUAGAAAAUUUCCUCUACUAUAAAGUUCUAAAAAGUUCUACACGAAAUAAUGACUCAGAAGUGAGGUGCAUACCCGGUCCCCUAAACUAGCCAAAAAAGGCCUCUUCAGUGGACAGGGUGUGCACCUUGAGUUCUAGGGUCUGCCCCUCCGAUUUUAUUGUUCAAUAUCCUUCAGAAUACGCUUAAUUUUAUGUGUGCCAAGUUUCAUGUUUCAACUUUUACUCGUUCAAGUAUUAUUUUGACAAUUGUCAGACUGAAAAUAUGCAAAUUUUCUUCAAGCUGAUGAUCUCUUCUCUUUUCUAUCUCUCAUCUCACCAAUCAUAUCUUUAAAAAAGAAGAAUGGGAAGAAAAGUGGAAGCUUGGCGCAGUGGUUAGGGCUCGAGCUUAUAACGCUGAAAGUCGCUGGAUCGAUUCCUGCCAAGAGCAAUGGUCUUGCAAAAUUUUUAAAUUUUUUUUGAGAACAAAAAAAUUUUUUUUUAAUGGAAGGCUUGCGCCUUCCAGACAAAAAUUAGGGUGUAUCACUCGCGAAUUUUUUGAAAUAGGGUGUAUCACUUUGAGGUUCAGAGGGGAAGAUUGCGAUGUAUGUGUGGGAAUAUCGCUCCUUCGCGAGAACUACAAAACUGGAUGUGCAAAAUUUGCGAAAUUCUUCCUCGAUCAAAGUUUCACGUUGAAUACCAAUUUUUGCAGAUUAAUUGCUCGGCAAUCGAUCCUUGGCAACAAUCGUGGAUGAUUUUGGGAACAAAUAGUCAUCUAAAAAAUAUGCUCCUCUAUGAUUUACGUUUCAAAGAAGAAGUUCUUCGCUGGGAUUCACCUCAUAAAUAUAUUCGACCAAGUGGAGUUUGGGCAAAUCCCGCUUCAAAUUGUGAUAAACCCGAUAUUUUUGUCGCAUUUAAUAUGCACGGAGAAGUUUCGAAUUUUGAAAUUUGUGCUCAACCGAUUAGAAAACGUGUAUUAUGGACUGGAGGAACACCAGUUAUGAAUUAUGAGCCACAAAAGAAUAAUAAAACACAUGCGGACUUGUCGCAACUCCAAACUAAAGCCUGUGUUAUUUGUCCAUCGACGGGAAAUGUUUACACGGGAGAUUCAAGGGGAACAAUUCGAAAAUGGAAUGUGAAUAAAGCAUCGAAUUGUGAAGUUAUAUCAAGUCAACCAGUUAGUCGAGGAACACAUCGAACGAUUUUUUGAGGAUUGUGUUGGAAAUGAUGAUUUGUUGUGUAUUUAUGAACGACAUAUUGUUGAUACGGAAGCCAAAGAGAAUCGAAGAAUUGUGCCGUUGGAUUCGAAGGUGAGCUGGGGACCGGAAAUUUGAAAUCAGCGCAAAAUUUUGAUCUAGAAACAUGUUUCCAAUUUCCACACGGAAAUGUGUAGUUCUCCCGGAGAAGCGCGUUAUUUUCCACACCGAAAUUUCGGCUGGAAAAUUUGAUGAAGAGAUGCAGAGAUGCAGAGAAAUUAAUUUUCCAACCCAAUUUUCGUGUGGAAAAAAUUUACUUCUCCUCGAGAACUACACGUUUUGGUUUGGAAAAUUUGAAAAUGCGUUCUAGAUCAGAAUUUUGCGCUGAAUCCGAAUUUUCUAUCAAAAAUCCUUAAUUUCUUUCAGCCCUCAACUUAUCAUCGAACUCCAAUCACAGAUUUGCUACUUUUAGCGCCGGAUUUGAUGCUUUCCUCGAGUUUUGAUGGAAUUAUUAAAGUUUGGAAAUAA